AUGAACGGAUCUUACCUUUUGGCUUCUUUCGCCGCUUUGGCGGCUGUUGUUCCUGCCGCGGCUUACGACAGGCGUGUCAGUGGCAGGGAGCUGUUGGAGAAGGGUGCCCCUCGUCUGCUCUUCGCCGGCAAUGCCUCGCUUGACCUCUUCGCUGCCGUUGAUGAGUCCGUCAUUAAAUCCCUUGACAAGGCCAAGGCUAGGCCCAAGGGUAUUACCAUGAAAUCUAUCAAGAAGGUUGGUGACAAGAUUCUUGUUGACACCAAGACCCCUACCGAGACGUCAGCCAACGCUGCGCGCGCGUACGCUUACUGCGGUGGCAAGGCUGCCUACUUCGGAGUGCUCGGUAAGGAUGAUUUGGCUAACGAAUUCGACAACUACCUUACCUACAACGGUGUUGAAAUGAAGACCAUCCGCAGGCCGGACAUGCACACCAGCCACCUCUACUCCUUGGUUACCCCUGAUGGCCAAUACAGCAAGUACUACGUAUCUGGUGCCGCGGAGACCCUUACUGCUGACGAUCUGGAUGAGAGCAUCAUGGACAAAUUCGACUUCUACGUAGUUAACGGCUUCAUGUUGGGUUCCCCUAGCAACGUUGAUCUUACCAACAAGAUGGUCGACGCCGCUCUUAGCCGUGGCAAGAAGAUCAUUACCCUGUUCGCUAACACUGUGUGCGUCAGGAAGUACGGUGAGCUCUUGAAGCCGAUUGCUGAGAAAUCUGCUUACUUGAGUGGUAACCUUGAGGAGUACAUGAGGCUUUACAACUUUGACACCCCUGAGGAAGUUUUCGAGUACUUCGAGGACCUUACCUCUGUUAAGAAGCUCCAGCACAAGGCUGUGAUCAUCACUAUGGGUACGAAUGGCGCCCUCAUUAUUUUCCGCGGUAGGCGAUUCGAGAUUCCGGCCACCGGUGUCACCGUCGUUAACGCCUCUGGUGCCGGUGACUUCUUUGCCGGUGCCCUGUUGUACGGUAUUCUUAACGGAUACUCUGUGUACCAGGCCGGUGAAUUCGCUCGCGCUAUUGUCGGCGAUGUCAUCUCUAAAAUGAGCAGGAGGAUCGGUGACGGUAUUCACCACCAGAUUAAUCACAUCAAGGGCGGUGCUUAA
Molecule: messenger RNA, 1104 nt
Organism: Babesia ovata
Lineage: Eukaryota; Apicomplexa; Aconoidasida; Piroplasmida; Babesiidae
Product: adenosine kinase
Exons: 1
Coding region: 1-1104 (367 amino acids)
Source: RefSeq, a predicted model, not a curated record